Nasonia vitripennis (jewel wasp) is the source of this 1768-nucleotide messenger RNA. Its product is annotated as venom acid phosphatase Acph-1. The record is from RefSeq and is a predicted model, not a curated record. NCBI's taxonomy places the organism in Eukaryota, Metazoa, Arthropoda, Insecta, Hymenoptera, Pteromalidae. Gene Ontology annotation, biological process: dephosphorylation. The coding region runs from base 76 to 1215 and encodes 379 amino acids. Gene Ontology annotation, molecular function: phosphatase activity. The transcript has 7 exons.
CUCGCACAGCAGAUACGCGACACCGAUGCACAUCUUCAAAGUCUGCAGGUUCGAGCUCUCGCUAUCGCGUGUAACAUGGCACUGGAAGGCGAUCUAAAAUUAGAGCUCGUUCAAGUGCUUUUCAGACAUGGAGCCAGAACAAAUUCCGGAUCGGAAACGCGGAUGGCGAUGGCGCAGUACGUUGACCCGUCGCUUCACGAGACCUUUGGCUAUGAGCAGCUGACAAAUGUUGGUAAAGCGCAAGCCUAUAAUCUUGGUCGCAAGCUUCGCGAUCGUUACAACAACUUUUUGAGUCCGCUGUACAAGUCCGAUGACAUCUACGCGAUCAGCAGCGAUUACGACAGGACGAAAAUGUCGCUGCAGCUGGUAUUGGCAGGACUGUAUCCACCUACACCCGAGCAGACCUGGAACGAAAAUCUGAGGUGGCAGCCCAUCCCGACGCAUCAUGUUCCACAACAAGCUGACGUCCUGUUCAAGGCUUUUGAUAUGCACAAAUACAGAAGUAUCAUACUUCCAUUUAUAAAAUCACCCGAGUAUAAAGAAGUUGAAAAAACGUUGAAGACGUUGAACGAUUUUUUUCAAAGUAAAGGAGUCGACUCAGUGGAGAGAUUCGGAUUUAUUGGUGUUAUAGGAGUGUUUAAUAUAUUAUCGUCUCACAAAGCAUCGAAGGGUAAACUUCCAGAUUGGUACACGGACGAUUUGUAUGAGAAUUUAAGAGAAACGGUCUCUUUGUAUUUUGACCUGUUGUCGUCGACUCCGGAAUUAUGCAAAUGGCAGAUCGGUCCUUUGGUAAGAAGAUUCUUCGACAAUGUGGACGUGAAAGGGGAGUGCACGAAUCCAAGAAAAAUUUAUCUCUACAGCGGUCACGAAUUAAACAUCGCUGCUUUCACAAGGGCGCACGGUAUUAAGGAGUUUCGGUACCCCAACUUCAGUAGUGCUGUGAUAUUAGAAAAGUUAAGAGAUUCUCAAAAUCGGUUGUACGUGAGGAUGCUUGCGUGGACAGGAAAUGACGAUAAUUUUCUGCCAUUAAAACUAGGAAACCAUAAAGAGUAUUGUCCUAUAGAAGAGUAUAUGAAAAUCGUCAAAGAUGUCAUUCCCUCAGACGAAGAAAUAGAUUCGAUAUACGAAGGUAUUCCAAAUGAUCUGAAGACUCUGCACUUGAGCGACAGUUCAUUUAAACCUAAGAAAAGUUCGUCUACGAGCGUUACAAUGUGAUGAUUGAUUUACACAGCCAUUUAAUUUUUCUUAGUUAGCUAUGAAGCAUAAAAUUCAUAUUAGAAAUAUUGUUAAUCGAUGUACAUUUUAAUUAAUUCAGUACUAAAAAUUUGAAUAGCAAACAAUUGUGAGAAACGUGUUUCAAGUAAUACAUCAUCAAAAGAAAGCUCAUUAUUAAUGACUACAUCACGUUUAAUCGCAUUCAGUGACGAUAAGAUAAUAUUGUGGCCACAAACAUAACAGUGAUGAAGUGUUUUUGUGAGAGAUGAAAAUCAAUCAAUUUAAUCCUUUGUCUCAUUCAUAUCUAUACGUAUUUAUAACAAGCUCUCUCUCCAAUUUUCAUCGCAGCGCGAUCAAAAGCACAACUACCUAAGUCAUAAAGCGAGGCCCAAAAGCCCUCGAGAUGUAAGAAAGACAGAAAAAGUAAAAGGAACCACAGUUGUAUAUGUCUAGGCUACGCGACUUGAUCGUUGAGCCUUUAAAAAUUUGAUGUACGUAAAUAUAUCGAUGUAUAUUGCAAUUAAUUUAAUAAAAUACAAGACUCUAUGUCAAA